GGUGGUCCCUGGAGAAACACCUCUCGGGCUAGGUGCUGAUGAGCCCCCUGGACUGGUCCCUGACUGGAGGCGGCGCGGACGAUCAGCGGAUGCUGACUGUGCACGGGGCCGGCCCGAAGCCGUCUGACUGGUGAGGGGCUCAGCCAUACAUGGAGGAUGACAGAAAAAUCCAACGGCGUGAAGAGCUCCCCAGCCAAUAACCACAACCACGCACCCCCUGCUGUCAAGGCCAAUGGCAAAGAUGACCGUGGCACCAGUAGCAGGCCACGGUCUGCGGCCGACGAUGACACCUCCUCUGAACUGCAGCGGCUGGCGGACAUGGAUGUCCCGCAGAGGGGCCGGCGCGGCUUCCAGAGGAUCGUCCGCCUGGUGGGGGUCAUCAGGGAGUGGGCCAACAAGAACUUCCGUGAGGAGGAGCCGAGACCUGACUCGUUCCUCGAGCGCUUCCGUGGUCCAGAGCUCCAGGCCGUGACAACACAGCAGGGGGACGGCAAAGGCGACAAGGACGGCGAUGGCAAGGGCACCAAAAAGAAAUUUGAGCUCUUUGUCUUGGACCCAGCCGGGGACUGGUACUACCGCUGGCUGUUCAUCAUCGCCAUGCCUGUCCUCUACAACUGGUGUCUGCUGGUGGCCAGAGCCUGCUUCAGUGACCUACAGAGAGGCUACUACAUAGUGUGGCUGGUGCUGGACUACUUCUCAGAUGUGGUCUACAUCGCGGAUCUCUUCAUCCGGUUGCGCACAGGCUUUCUGGAGCAGGGGCUGCUCGUCAAAGACCCCAAGAAGCUGCGGGACAACUACAUUCACACCCUGCAGUUCAAGCUGGACGUGGCGUCCAUCAUCCCCACAGACCUGAUCUAUUUCGCCGUGGGCAUCCACAGCCCGGAGCUGCGCUUCAACCGCCUGCUACACUUUGCCCGCAUGUUUGAGUUCUUCGACCGCACAGAGACACGCACCAGUUACCCCAACAUCUUCCGCAUCAGUAACCUUGUCCUCUACAUCUUGGUCAUCAUCCACUGGAACGCCUGCAUCUACUACGCCAUCUCCAAGUCCAUCGGCUUCGGCGUUGACACCUGGGUCUACCCCAACAUCACCGACCCUGAGUACGGCUAUCUGGCUAGGGAGUACAUCUACUGCCUUUACUGGUCGACCCUGACUCUCACCACCAUUGGGGAGACCCCGCCCCCCGUGAAGGAUGAGGAGUACCUAUUCGUCAUCUUUGAUUUCCUGAUCGGCGUCCUCAUCUUCGCCACCAUCGUCGGGAACGUGGGCUCCAUGAUCUCCAACAUGAACGCCACCCGGGCCGAGUUCCAGGCCAAGAUCGACGCCGUGAAACACUACAUGCAGUUCCGCAAGGUCAGCAAGGAGAUGGAAGCCAAGGUCAUCAAGUGGUUUGACUACCUGUGGACCAAUAAGAAGACCGUGGACGAGCGGGAAGUUCUCAAGAACCUGCCGGCCAAGCUGAGGGCCGAGAUCGCCAUCAACGUGCACCUGUCCACGCUGAAGAAGGUGCGCAUCUUCCAGGACUGCGAGGCCGGCCUGCUGGUGGAGCUGGUCCUGAAGCUGCGUCCUCAGGUGUUCAGCCCCGGGGAUUACAUCUGUCGCAAGGGGGACAUCGGCAAGGAGAUGUACAUCAUCAAGGAAGGCAAGCUGGCCGUGGUGGCUGACGACGGCGUCACUCAGUACGCGCUGCUCUCGGCGGGGAGCUGCUUCGGGGAGAUCAGCAUCCUGAACAUCAAGGGCAGCAAGAUGGGCAACCGGCGCACAGCCAACAUCCGCAGCCUGGGCUACUCGGACCUCUUCUGCUUGUCCAAGGACGACCUGAUGGAAGCCGUGACCGAGUACCCCGAUGCCAAGAAGGUCUUGGAGGAGAGGGGCCGGGAGAUCCUCAUGAAGGAGGGGCUUCUGGAUGAAAACGAGGUGGCGGCCAGCAUGGAGGUGGACGUGCAGGAGAAGCUGGAGCAGCUGGAGACCAACAUGGAGACGCUGUACACGCGCUUCAGCCGCCUGCUGGCCGAGUACACGGGCGCCCAGCAGAAGCUCAAGCAGCGCAUCACGGUUCUGGAGACAAAGAUGAAGCAGAGCCACGAAGACGACUACCUGUCGGAUGGGAUGGUCAGCCCCGAGCCCGCAGCUGGCGAGAAGCCGUAGGCCUGCCCCGCGCCGCUGCUCCCACCUUGGCCUUGAGCCCAGGAGCUAGAAGAGUCGUGUAGGGCUCCGUGCCGAUACGCACUGCCUCGUGUCCCCUUGAAUGCUUCCCUCUCUGUCCCCGGGCUCUUGGCUCAGGCCCCCAAGAGCCCCCUCCAA
Talpa occidentalis (Iberian mole) is the source of this 2304-nucleotide messenger RNA. It is a transcript of the gene CNGA2, whose product is annotated as cyclic nucleotide gated channel subunit alpha 2. Gene Ontology annotation, cellular component: plasma membrane; intracellular cyclic nucleotide activated cation channel complex. Lineage: Eukaryota; Metazoa; Chordata; Mammalia; Eulipotyphla; Talpidae. The record is from RefSeq and is a predicted model, not a curated record. Gene Ontology annotation, molecular function: cGMP binding; intracellularly cGMP-activated cation channel activity; protein-containing complex binding. Gene Ontology annotation, biological process: monoatomic cation transmembrane transport. The coding region runs from base 157 to 2148 and encodes 663 amino acids. The transcript is spliced from 8 exons.